AGCUGUCACUGUCCAGAGCCCAACCCAGGAAGUGUUCUGGCCACUGGCUGGCCCACCCCCCAGGACCCAGCUGUCCUCUGUGCUGGCUCUGAGCUGUCACUGUCCAGAGCCCAACCCAGGAAGUGUUCCUGAUUCUGGUGGCCAACCAACCAGGAACUUGCACCCCAGCCCCUUCCCUCUGGCCCUACCAGGAAGGGUCCGGGCCCCAGGGAGACAGAGGACCUUCCUGUUCUGACUCAGAAGGAAGUCAGCGACUGUCCCAGAAAGAGGGCCUCAUGCUGUCCUGGAAGAUAACGUCCUCGUGUCCUUGAAGACGAGCCUCAGGCAAUUCGGGGAACCACGUGGUGGGGGUCCCAGCGGCGCUGGCUCGCGGGCCCCGCCAGCCCUCCUCCUCUAUAAGGCCAAGCCCCCGCCUGUUUCCUCACUCUCCUGAGCUCAGAAGGGCAACCGCAGCUGCAGCCAUGACGUGCCUCCUGCUCGUCCUGGGCAUGGCCCUCCUGUGUGGCAUGCGGGCCACCGACGUCACCCAGACCAUGGGGAGCCUGGACCUAACAAAGGUGGCCGGGACCUGGCACUCCAUGGCCAUGGCGGCCAGCGACAUCUCCCUCCUGGACUCUGCCAACCCCCUGAGAAUGUACAUCCAGGAGCUGAGACCCACCCCUGAGGACAACCUGGAGAUCGUCAUGAGCCAACGGGAGAACCACCUGUGUGUGCGGAGGAGCAUCACGGCCCGGAGGACCGAGGACCCGGCUGUGUUCGCGGUGGCCUAUGAGGGGGAAAGAAAGAUUUCCGUGCUGGACACAGAUUACACGGACUACAUGUUCUUCUGCAUGGACGCCACAGAGCCCACGGCUGAGCAAGGCACGGUGUGCCAGUACCUGGCCAGGACCCUGAAGGUGGACAACAAGGUCAUGGAGAAGUUCCACAGAACCUUCCAGACCCUGCCUGUGCACAUGCGCAUCAUCCUGGACCUGACCCAGGGCAGAGAGCAGUGCCAUGUCUAGGGCCCGGGAGCCUUGGUCCUCUGCAGAGAGACGACGUCACCCCCUGCCUCCCCGUCAGAACAAUCAGGAGAGACUGAGGCCGAGGGGGCUGCAGGACGGGGCUCCGCC
This is a messenger RNA of Manis pentadactyla (Chinese pangolin), 1112 nucleotides long. RefSeq names its product beta-lactoglobulin-2-like. The record is from RefSeq and is a predicted model, not a curated record. Gene Ontology annotation, molecular function: small molecule binding. NCBI's taxonomy places the organism in Eukaryota, Metazoa, Chordata, Mammalia, Pholidota, Manidae.